CCGGGCUGUCUGACAAGAUCCAAGUAUCAAGCUUAUUUUUGUCGACUGCUUCUCUUUCGUAAGAAAGGAAAAUAUACUGACAGCCUCUUCUUUCUCUCAGAGGGGAUUCUCUAGUCUUCUCUAAAAGGCCGUAGUCCAAGAAGAGCCCCUUCCGGCUGGCCUUUCCUUCAGGCAGUGCCGCUGGCAGCCCUCAGGGCCUCGUAAGGCGCGCGCCACCACCACGCCUCUUUCUUUUCGGCCGGAACCGCCAUCUUCCAGUAAUUCGCCAAAAUGACUAACACAAAGGGAAAGAGGAGAGGUACCCGUUACAUGUUCUCUAGGCCUUUUAGAAAACAUGGAGUUGUUCCUUUGGCUACAUACAUGCGGAUCUACAAGAAAGGUGAUAUUGUAGAUAUCAAGGGAAUGGGCACUGUUCAGAAAGGAAUGCCCCACAAAUGUUACCAUGGCAAAACUGGAAGAGUCUACAAUGUCACCCAGCAUGCAGUGGGCAUUGUUGUAAACAAACAAGUUAAGGGCAAGAUUCUUGCCAAGAGAAUUAAUGUACGAAUUGAGCAUAUUAAGCACUCAAAGAGUCGAGAUAGCUUCCUAAAACGUGUGAAGGAAAAUGAUCAGAAAAAGAAGGAAGCCAAAGAGAAAGGUACCUGGGUUCAGCUGAAGCGUCAGCCUGCUCCACCCAGAGAAGCACACUUUGUGAGAACUAAUGGAAAGGAGCCUGAGCUGUUGGAACCCAUUCCCUAUGAAUUCAUGGCAUGAUAAGUGUGGAAAAAAUAAAAGACUUCUAUACUGAUAAAAAUGUUGAAUUCAUUGGGUGAUGUCUUUACUAAAGGAAUUUAGUGGGGGUUUCUUUCUGGCUGAAAGACGUGAGGUGGCUUAUUUGCAACAAAGAAUGUACUCCAUUGAUUAGGAAACAGCAUUUGUUGCAUUAUAGUUAAGCUCAAGGAAAGUUGAUUACUUACAAUUAGAUCAUAAAUAGCUGUGGUUUAGGGAUCAGAAACUUGCCUUUAAAGGCUCAUACUUAAAAAUAGAUUGUUUCAAGUACCCUUUGUGAACUACAUAGUACUGAGUUGCUUCCACCUGUCAUGCAACAUGGCUUAGAAAAUAAUAGUGUUUGGUAAUUUGGAACUAGAAUACCUUUUUUUCCUCCUAAGGAUAAACAUCUGUAUCACAUUUAAUAUGGUGUGUUGCAUUCUAAGCACUUUACAUGUUUAGCCCAUUUUACAUAAAAGAAAGCUGAGGCAACAUUAACUUGCACAAGGAGAUUCAAACCCAGGCAGUUUGGCUCCAUCAUCAGGUCAUAGUCACUAGUGUUAUAUUGCUUCAUAUUAAUGGGAACAUUUUAAAGCUACUUUGUAUAGUUGGAGCACAUUUGAGUUAUUCUGUUAAUUCUUGGAUA
This is a messenger RNA of Phyllostomus discolor (pale spear-nosed bat), 1393 nucleotides long. RefSeq names its product ribosomal protein L21 (gene RPL21). Gene Ontology annotation, molecular function: structural constituent of ribosome. The transcript is spliced from 6 exons. Gene Ontology annotation, cellular component: cytosolic large ribosomal subunit; ribosome. The coding region runs from base 271 to 753 and encodes 160 amino acids. Lineage: Eukaryota; Metazoa; Chordata; Mammalia; Chiroptera; Phyllostomidae. The record is from RefSeq and is a predicted model, not a curated record. Gene Ontology annotation, biological process: translation.